AGGAGGAAGUGCGUCAUUAGGACACGGACGUAUCUUGUGCGGUCUGGGUGGCUCCCGUUUCUGCCUAGAGGGAAGUUUAUCGGAUUUGAUGGAAGAAAUGUCAGGAGACAGUGUGGUGAGCUCUGUGGUGCCUGCAGCUACAACACGGACCACCUCCUUUAAGUGUGCAAGCACAUGUUCUAAAUAUGUCAAAUUAAAUGUUGGCGGUGCUCUGUACUACACAACUAUGCAGACCCUCACCAAGCAGGACACCAUGUUGAAAGCAAUGUUCAGCGGUAGAAUGGAAGUGCUGACUGACAGUGAGGGUUGGAUACUGAUUGAUCGCUGUGGUAAGCACUUCGGGACAAUAUUAAAUUAUUUGCGGGAUGGUGCUGUCCCCCUUCCAGAGACCCGCAGAGAGAUAGACGAGCUGCUGGCAGAGGCAAAAUAUUAUCUGGUGCAAGGUCUAGCAGAUGAAUGCCAGGCAUCUCUCCAGAAUAAAGAAGUUUAUGAGCCUUUCUGCAAAGUUCCUGUCAUUACUUCAUCGAAAGAGGAACAGAAACUCAUUGCUACAUCUAAUAAGCCAGCAGUCAAGUUACUCUACAACAGGAGCAACAACAAGUAUUCCUACACCAGUAACUCAGAUGAUAACAUGCUGAAAAACAUAGAGCUCUUUGACAAGUUGUCUUUGCGGUUUAACGGCCGAGUCUUAUUUAUAAAGGAUGUAAUUGGGGAUGAGAUUUGCUGCUGGUCUUUCUAUGGCCAAGCCCGCAAAAUCGCAGAAGUGUGCUGUACGUCCAUUGUGUAUGCUACAGAGAAAAAACAAACAAAAGUUGAGUUUCCUGAGGCUCGAAUCUAUGAAGAGACUCUUAACAUUCUACUGUAUGAGGCUCAGGAUGGUCGAGGACCAGAUAAUGCUCUUUUGGAAGCCACAGGAGGUGCAGCUGGACGUUCCCAUCACUUGGAAGAGGAUGAUGAGCGGGAUCGCAUAGAACGAGUUAGAAGAAUCCACAUAAAAAGACCAGAUGACAGAGCUCAUCUCCACCAAUAAGACUCUGCUCUGUUCAUUGUCAUUUCUCCGUCCAGACCACAAAUCUACCUCCUCUCAUUCAGCUGUGCCGUGUGAGAAGGCGAGGCGUAACUGUUGAGGUGGUUAUUUGUUAUACAUGCUUGGGGUUCAUUUUCUAGAUUGUCCCCUUGCGUUCCAUGAUUAAGGGACACAGGCCUAGGUUAAUGCAUUUUUAUCGUCUGCAUAUGCAUUUAACUUACCCCAAACGGCGAUCGGUAUAUGUACGCAUUUCUGGCCAAUAACUGAUAUGGACAAUCUGGUAUGGUGCAGGAGUCACAAGGCAGAGUCCAAGUUGAGGAAUACUAUGGCCUUAGCAAUGCAUUAUGAUUUUGUUAUUCUGAAAUAUGUUAAAUGUAUACUGUAUUAUAGCAGUGCACCUGACCAGUAAGUAUAUUAGUAAAGUUUUUGUACAGACAUGGAGAUAAAUUAACCCCUUUCCCGUCCAGUGUGACCAGCAACUCAAGCGGAUUAAACAUUAUCAUUAACAUUAUCGGUAGAAACGUACAAGACCCCAGACCUUACGAACUGAAUCGUUUCAAUUCUGUGCCUUAUAUGGCUUAUGUUGAAUACAUCAACAUCCAAAUUUAUAUUUGUGAAUAAACUUUGUCACAAAGAUAAACUACGCACUUUUUAUUUAACGGAGUUGGUCUAUAUGUUAGGGCUAGAAAUUAAUUCCCCAUGUUUUAACACGUUUUAGUCCUUUAUUUGUAUUCAAACAUAAUUUAUAUUG
Molecule: messenger RNA, 1778 nt
Organism: Pelobates fuscus (common spadefoot toad)
Lineage: Eukaryota; Metazoa; Chordata; Amphibia; Anura; Pelobatidae
Gene: KCTD10
Product: potassium channel tetramerization domain containing 10
Exons: 7
Coding region: 89-1030 (313 amino acids)
Biological process (GO): negative regulation of Rho protein signal transduction; protein ubiquitination; protein homooligomerization
Cellular component (GO): Cul3-RING ubiquitin ligase complex
Molecular function (GO): protein binding; ubiquitin-protein transferase activity
Source: RefSeq, a predicted model, not a curated record